This is a messenger RNA of Micropterus salmoides (largemouth bass), 1632 nucleotides long. RefSeq names its product GTPase IMAP family member 6-like. The transcript is spliced from 5 exons. Gene Ontology annotation, molecular function: GTP binding. NCBI's taxonomy places the organism in Eukaryota, Metazoa, Chordata, Actinopteri, Centrarchiformes, Centrarchidae. The record is from RefSeq and is a predicted model, not a curated record. Bases 228 to 1106 code for a protein of 292 amino acids.
CUGAGGGCAGGCCGGCACAGGCAAAGGUUUCAGCAGCAGGAAGACAGGAACACAUACAACUUUGACCUCAUGUGAGUUGCAUCAGGUUUUGACUGGAAGUAGAUGGCAUUCCUGUGGGAGGAUUAUUUGACAACACACGAGGGCUUUUAUAUUGACAUUUCUGAGCGGAAGUGGUCUCGAAUUUUCGCAACCUUGACAGUAGGUGAAGUUCCGUCAACUGCAGCGAAAUGGAGUGUCAAUGUGAGAAGGAGGAUGCCAUUACAGACUGGUGGCAGAACAGCAACAGCAUCCAGAUGGGAGCUUUCACUGUAGUGGGGUAUCUUCUCUACAGAUUCUCACAGAGAUUUUCCUCCAAGUUCAAGUGGCUAGUUGCUGUCAUCAAAGCAAUCACAGGGUCAGAGAUCGAUCCGACCGACAGCCACAACAAACCAGGCCUGAGGUUGAUCCUCCUGGGCCCCACUGGUGGAGGACGGACCUCUCUGGCAGAUACUUUGUUGGGCGAUAGUGAGACAAAGGCGCCCAUGGGUCCCCUAAUGGAGAGCACCAGGAGAAGGGCUGUAAUAGAGGGUAGAGAGGUUAGAGUGAUCGACACCCCAGAUCUUUUGGGGCCGUCAUUGGAGAACAACAAGAGAGCCAGGGAAGCUAUGAGGAGCCUUCAGCUGGCCAGCCCUGGACCACACGCCUUCCUGCUGGUGAUCCAAGCUCCGGGCUCCAGCAUGGGUAUCAACCAGGAUGCGGCUCAGGCGAUCAGAGUCACCCUUGGACUGUUUGGAGACGAGGCGGUGGGGUACAUCAUCCCAGUGCUCACUCAUGCAGACCGUCUGGGGCGAAUGCAUACUGUAGAUGAGCUGCUGGAUGUGGACAAUGGGGGUCUGAGAAAAGCUCUGUCUCUAUGCGAGCAGAGGCCAGAGCUUGUGGACAACAGGCCAGACUGCCCCCUGGAGGCUCAGAGUGUGAUGCUCAGGCAGCUGGUAGGGCGUGUGGUGGAGAUGAAGACACUAAGGGGGCAUUUUGUCCACGAGCUGCAGAGGAGGGAGGACUGCAUGAGGGAGGAGCUGCUAGCUGACAUGGCUUCUGCGCUGGCUAGAAAACUGGGACGCAUGUAAAUAAAAGAGGGAGAUGGCGAGAUGGUGUUGUUGGUGGGUGUGGGACAGAGUUGUUGGGGUAGUGAAAAAAUAAGGAGACAACAUUCAUUUAAGUGUUGAAAAUGCAAUUUCGAGUUUUGGGUGCCAGCAUGAUUCUGAGGUAUUUUUGUCACUCUGCUGGUUUACCACUGUCCAAAUGAAUUUACUACCACUGGCCGCCUUGUGGUUUUCAACAUGCCACAGAUACUUUUGGUUAGAUAUCGUGCUCACACAUUCUUAACUUUCCCAUUCUGUUGUAGUUCUUCGAUGGCUGUUUAUUCCUUUGUAUGGCCUUCUGCUUCAUGUUUUCUUACUCUGCUCCAGUGCUUAGCCCUCCCCUAUCUUUCAUAAUUUAUAAGAGACAUCAAACUUUAAAGAUUAUCAGGGGAAAUAAACUGAAGUCAUACAGGGACCAGAGUUCAGCAGUGCUGCUCAAUGUACUCUUUGUUGCCUCCAGAAGCCUCUGAAACAGCAUUUAAACCAAAAUAAAAUAUAUAAAUAUGAAAAA